This is a messenger RNA of Aspergillus affinis, 471 nucleotides long. RefSeq lists its product as uncharacterized. The transcript has a single exon. The record is from RefSeq and is a predicted model, not a curated record. NCBI's taxonomy places the organism in Eukaryota, Fungi, Ascomycota, Eurotiomycetes, Eurotiales, Aspergillaceae. Bases 1 to 471 code for a protein of 156 amino acids.
AUGAUGGCCUUAUCUUAUAGAGAAUCUCCAGGGAAACUUCCCGAAAGCUCCUAUUUCCACGUCGACGAUAUACACUUUUCUUCGAAGGGCAAGUGUGAAUUCGUUGCUCGCUCUCUAGGAGAGUCUGAAGUAUCCACUGUGUUCGCAGAGCUAGAAAAGCAGGGACAAGCGACGGGAUCUAUCCGUGUGUAUAUCGAGGAAGUCGGCACCAACAAUGAUAUUCUCGAACGUCUCCGGGAGCAUCUGCACCAAUUUAGAGGGAUGGAAUUUUCAGGCAAAGAGAAUCAUGGCAUAGGUUUCUCUGCAGCCGCAUCGCUCUGGAGACCCGAGACCAAUCAAAACAGCUGGUACUUAGUUGAUGGGAUCGAAUUCGAUAGUUCGAAUGCUUUCCGGUCUGAUGACGUCUGGGAAUCCUUCGGCAAGGGUCAAUAUGCUAGAGAUGUUGACAGAGACUCGACUUGGAAAUCCUAA